GAAAUUGAAUUUAUAGGUGCGUUCAUGAUUGUCUGUAACUAACCGUAAUAAAAGUUACGGUCUGUUAUGGAAAAGUAAAAUACAAGAAUUCUUAUGGCGUAGUUCACGUUGUCCGUAACCGUAACUUUUUGUUUUACAGAAAAGAACAAAGAAAAUUACAGAAAAGUAAAAAAUUUUUUACUUUUCUGUAACAGGCCGUAAGAGUUACGGACAAUCAUAAACGCACCUUAUUUUAUGAAUUUUUGGACAAGAAAAAUUGAAACACCUAAACCACAACUCAAAAAAUUUUUGCUUGAUGUGAACGUGAUAACAGACACAACAAAAACACUCAAGUUCAACUUCAAAUUGAACUUUCGUGCUUUUCUUUUGGUUUUACCCGUCUGCGUUUCCAUUUCAUGAUUUCAUCAUACUUUUUUCAAGUCCGUCAUUUUAAAAAGUGCUAUUAGUGAAUUGUUGAAGUGAGAAAAAUAUGAAUUUUAAUCCAUGCUCUCAACGUAAAAUAAUACUGCUAUAUCGAGAUCUUCUAAAAUAUGGAAGAAAUCUACAGCUAACUGAUAAAGAAUAUUUCAUGAGUAGAGUUAAGAAUGAAUUUAAACAGAACAAGAAUCUUGAAGAUCCAGCUGAGAUAGAAUUUCAAUAUAAGAAAGGAAUAACAUUGCUGAAAAAUAGCCGUAUAAUUUAAGAUGAAUUGGAGACAGAGUUUGCUUUCGCAUCAAUCUAUUAAUUUAUUAUCCGUUUCUAAUUAUAUACGCCGAUUUCAUCUUAGUAACUACCAGAUUUUAUGUAAGAAAUACGAUUUAGAUUAUUCUAACUACCCAAAACUAAAUAAUGGGGAUUUGGAAGAACAGUUUGUUAGAGGAAGUGGACCCGGAGGACAAGCUGUAAAUAAAGCAAUGAAUUGUGUAGUGCUCAAACAUAUACCGA
Molecule: messenger RNA, 924 nt
Organism: Planococcus citri (citrus mealybug)
Lineage: Eukaryota; Metazoa; Arthropoda; Insecta; Hemiptera; Pseudococcidae
Product: mitochondrial ribosome and complex I assembly factor AltMIEF1
Exons: 2
Coding region: 470-682 (70 amino acids)
Source: RefSeq, a predicted model, not a curated record